UAGUGAUUCCUCUCACACAGACCGGAGCGGGCGCCUUGGAAAGAUGACGGCUCUCUUAAUUAUCAGAUAGAGAAAGCACAAACCGAGGUUUCCUCUUCAGCGUGGAUGUAUCGUACUUCUGAGAAAUAGAAGAAAUCUAAGCUAAGAUAUAAAAAAAAGAAAUACAAUCUGGACAAUUCGGAUUAUUCCAACAACAUUUUACAAGACGAAGAAGACAGAACCCUGGAUUGUAAUGACCGAGGACGAUUUCGGUUCUUUUUUUCUUAUUAAAAUGCCGGUAAUUAAUGUUUAAAACGUGGACUGCCUGGACAUUUAAAUGAGGACUACCGCCGUCAUGAGUAAGGUGCAGCAGGUGCUGUGCGUCCUGCUGCUGUCGGCUUUCCAACUCUGCGGCGCACAGACAGAAGGAGUGGUCGUUUGUGCCGGCACCCAGAACGUCCUGAGCACGACGGGAAAUUCAGACAUCCAGUACAACCUGAUGAAGAAGAUGUACACUGGCUGUGACAUUGUGAUGGGCAACCUUGAGAUCACCAUGAUGGAGCACACCAGAGACUUCAGCUUCCUGAAUUCUAUUAAGGAGGUGACAGGGUACAUCCUUUUUGCCCUCAACGAGUUCAGUCGCCUCCCGCUUGAAAACCUGCGUGUCAUCAGGGGCACCACCCGUUUCGAGGACAAGUACGCAUUGGCAGUGCUGGUCAACUACCAGAAAGAUGGGCAGCAUGGCCUUCAAGAACUGGGCCUGACACACCUCACAGAAAUACUAGAGGGCGGAGUCAAGAUCUUCCAGAAUAAGUACCUGAGCUACGCCCCACAGGUGAACUGGCUGGACAUAGUGAAGGAUGGGACAGCUGAUAUUAUGAUUGAGGACAAUGGGCCUGAAAAGCCUUGUGACAGAGCCUGUGGGGACGUGCCAUGUUGGGGUCCAGGGAGUGACACAUGCCAGAUCUUGACAAAGACAAUAUGCGCCCCUCAGUGUAAUGGCCGAUGCUUUGGUAGAAACCCGAGUGAGUGUUGUCAUAAUGAAUGUGCUGGAGGCUGCACUGGUCCACUGGAUACAAACUGUUUUGCUUGCAGGAACUUCAACAACUCGGGCUCUUGUGUGCCACAGUGUCCACAGACACUGAUCUACAACAAGCACGCAUUCAAGAUGGAGCCCAACCCCAAUGCCAAGUAUCAGUAUGGCACUAUUUGCGUGCCCCAGUGCCCCAUAAACUUUGUGGUGGACGGCAGCUCGUGUGUGAGCAACUGCCCAUCUGAUAAAAUGGAGGUGGAUAAAAAUGGAGUGAAAAGGUGUGAGCCCUGUGGAGGCUUGUGUCCAAAAGUUUGUUUAGGUACAGGAAGUUCAGACAGACAAACAGUGGAUGCCCAUAACAUAGACAGUUUCAUAAACUGCACUACGAUCCAGGGCGGCCUUCAUUUCCUGGUGACGGGGAUAUAUGGUGAUGAUUACAAAGGGAUACCACCUCUAGAUCCAGACAAACUGAAGAUCUUUAACACAGUGCGGGAGAUAACAGACAGUCUCAAUAUCCAGGCGUGGCCCAAAAACAUGACUGACCUGUCUGUCUUCUCCAACCUCCAAACUAUUCAAGGCAGGACACCUUACAAAGGAGUGAGUUCUAGAAGGAGUUACUCUUUCCUGGUGAUAAAGAUCGAAUCCCUGACCUCCCUUGGGUUGCGAUCACUGCAAAACAUAAACGACGGCGGCGUCUACAUCAUGGGAAACAAAAAGCUCUGCUUCUACAACAAAAUCAACUGGACACGCAUCUUGAACAUCGGCCCUCAGACACCGAAGCGGCAGAGGAACGUUGCCGUGAAGGAAAACCGACCCUUUAGUGAUUGUGUCGCUGAGGGUCAUGUGUGCGACCCUUUGUGCUCCACCGAUGGCUGCUGGGGUCCUGGGCCAAACCAGUGUGUUUCCUGUAAGAAAUACAGCAGGGGAGGAACAUGCGUGCCAGACUGCAUGUUCUUAUCUGGGGAGCAAAGAGAGUUUGCUACUCAAUCAGGGGAGUGUAUGCCCUGCCACCCAGAGUGUAAGGUCCAGGAGGGGGAGGAGACAUGCAAGGGCCCGGGAGCAGAUCAGUGUACUUCAUGUGCCACCCUGCAGGAUGGUCCACACUGUGUCUCCUCAUGUCCAGAGGGUGUGAUGGGAGGGGAGGGAGUCAUAUUUAAAUACCCCAACAAGCAGGGCAGCUGUGAACCUUGCCACGUCAACUGUACCCAAGGGUGCACUGGUCCAAGAAUUGGGGACUGUGUGGGGUCAUCCCGGUACAUUUCUGGACAAGCGACUGCAGCUAUCGUACUGGGAGCGGUGGCCGUUAUCUUUGCCUCGUUCUCUAUUUUCGUGCUGACUGUUCUGUACCGCAGAGGUCUCGCCAUCCGUCGCAAGCGAGCUAUGAGAAGAUAUAUGGAGAAUGCGAGUUUAGAGCCUCUGGAGGAGAAAGAGGCUAAAGUCCAUGCUCAUAUCUUGAAGCCAACAGAUCUGCGUAAGCUCAAGCUGCUGGGUAAUGGAGUGUUUGGAUCAGUCUAUAAGGGCCUUUGGAUUCCUGAAGGUGAUACAGUGAAGCUUCCUGUCGCCAUAAAGGUUAUUACUGAUCGCACAGGUCGACAGACGUUCUGUGAACUGACAGAUCACAUGAUGGCAAUGGGAAGCUUGAACCACAGUAACGUUGUCAGGAUCCUGGGUAUAUGUCCUGGUGACAGCCUGCAGCUGGUCACCCAGCUCAGCAGUCCAGGCUCGCUGCUGGAGCACGUCAGGAACUACAAGAACAAGCUUAGCCGGCAGAGGUUGCUCAACUGGUGUGUUCAAAUCGCAAAGGGUAUGAAUUAUCUGGAGGAGAACAGAAUGGUCCACAGGAACCUGGCCGCCAGAAACGUCCUCCUGAAGAGUAAUUUCACUGCCCAGAUUUCGGACUACGGCAUCGCAGACCUGCUCUAUCCUGAUGACAAGAAGUACUUCUACAAUGAGGUCAAGACACCAAUUAAGUGGAUGGCCUUGGAGAGCAUCUUGUUUCGCAGAUACACACAUCAGAGUGACGUCUGGAGUUACGGUGUGACAAUCUGGGAGAUGAUGUCUUAUGGUGCAGAGCCGUACACAACAAUGCGUCCACAGGAAGUUCCUGACUUGCUGGAAAAAGGCGAGCGUCUGUCCCAGCCUCAGAUCUGCACCAUUGACGUGUACAUGGUCAUGGUUAAGUGUUGGAUGAUUGAUGAGAAUGUCCGCCCUACAUUCAAGGAACUGGCCAACGAAUUCACCAGAAUGGCCAGAGACCCAUUUCGUUACCUGGUUAUCAAAGAGGACUGUGGUCAACAGGACUCAGCCCCAGAUGAACUCGCACACCGGAGUACAGACCUGGACGACCUGGAUGAUCUGGAUUUUGAACUGGAGGACGAGGGUGGUGAGGGGGUGGUGGAUGUCUCGACUUCAGUCCCACAUUACUCCAGAAGUCUUUCCCGUCUCUCCAAGAUGGAAACUCACAGAGUGAUUCCUAAUCCAUCAAGCGGGACAGGAUACCUGCCUAUGACCCCAAGCACUGGCAAUGCAGGGCAGGCAACGUGGCAGUCGCGCUCUCGACUGAACUCCGCCCGCACUGUGUCUGAGAGCUCAGAGUGCUGUGAUGCAGCACUAGAGUUUGAGAUGAGCGAGGACUUCGCCAUGACAGGGAGCCUGAAAAGAAGACGUCAUCGCGAGGACAGUGCUUAUGUGUCACAGAGGGACAGCAUGUCCGGAGGGCCACCAGAGACUCCCUCACCAGAGAUAGAGGAGGAAGACCAGAAUGGAUAUGUGCUUCCUGGAGGCACCCCAGAGAGAGAUACCUUGCUCAACUCAUCUCGAGUCGCCUCUGGCAGGUUGGGCAAAUCUCACUCAUCAGGCCUCUUGGAUGACCCAGAUGAAGAAGAAUAUGAGUAUAUGAACAAGCAGAUAUGUGUAGCACCUGUGCCAUCUAGGCAGAGCAGCCAGUGGCUCAAGCCCAACAAGAAACGGACCUCCUCAGUGUCAUCACAAGCGACAGCAUGCUCAUGUGAUACCACGCUAUCCAUGGAGGCCAGAGGAAGUCAAAUGAGGAGCAAGGACAACUCUGAUUCAGAGCAGCUGGGACCUGAUGAGGUUCAAUAUGAAUACAUGGACAUCAGAGGAACUGAAAGAGAGGAAGGCCCUCCAGAACAUGACCCUCCUCCUCCUCCAGCCUCGGCAAGGAUGAAGGCAGGGGUUGAAAAGGAGGGGGACGAAGAAUAUGUGGAGGACAGUGACUAUCAUUACACAAACAGACAGCCAAAGCUCCGACAAGCUCUUCAAGAAAGGAAGGAAGUGAAGCUACAAGGGAGAGACGACGAAGAGGCGUACGAAUACGAGGACAUGGACUGCUUUGCUGCCCCACCACCAACAGAUGAAGUGGUGUACCAGAACAUGCAGCGGGAGGGGCAGGGAGGGGUGGGGGGCACAGAGGCACAAAAAUCUGGGUAUGACCCAUACGUGAAAGUGCGAGCUGGAGUUGGUGUGUGUGAACCUACUGCUAGUGACAAUUCUUUUGACAAUCCAGGCUACUGGCACAGCAGGAUGUUUAUGAAGUCCAAAGCAGUGCCAACAUGAAGAACAUUUUUAAAAAUCAUGGACAUUUCUCAGACCCAUGAGUCAUGAAGGAGCUGAAAAAAGAAAGGCAGUCAAAAGCUAUGUGACACAACAUGUGUGACUUCUUUGCACCUUUGUUGUUUGUGAUCUCUUUUAAUGAUGAUAUAUGAAAAACAUUUUCUACUUAAUAAAAAUAUUUUGGAGCAGCAA
Mugil cephalus (flathead mullet) is the source of this 4777-nucleotide messenger RNA. RefSeq names its product receptor tyrosine-protein kinase erbB-3-like. The record is from RefSeq and is a predicted model, not a curated record. The transcript is spliced from 29 exons. Gene Ontology annotation, cellular component: signaling receptor complex; basal plasma membrane. Gene Ontology annotation, biological process: protein phosphorylation; multicellular organism development; cell surface receptor protein tyrosine kinase signaling pathway. Gene Ontology annotation, molecular function: protein tyrosine kinase activity; neuregulin receptor activity; neuregulin binding. Lineage: Eukaryota; Metazoa; Chordata; Actinopteri; Mugiliformes; Mugilidae. The coding region runs from base 317 to 4588 and encodes 1423 amino acids.